This is a messenger RNA of Schistocerca serialis cubense, 663 nucleotides long. Its product is annotated as Down syndrome cell adhesion molecule-like protein Dscam2. Gene Ontology annotation, biological process: axon guidance; nervous system development; cell-cell adhesion. Gene Ontology annotation, cellular component: axon; plasma membrane. The coding region runs from base 1 to 663 and encodes 220 amino acids. The record is from RefSeq and is a predicted model, not a curated record. The transcript has 4 exons. NCBI's taxonomy places the organism in Eukaryota, Metazoa, Arthropoda, Insecta, Orthoptera, Acrididae.
AUGAACUUCGCGGGCACGCUGGUGGGGCCGUCGUUCGUGCGGGAGCCGCCGUCGCGCGUCGACUUCGCGAACGAGACGGGCGCGCUGGUGGAGUGCGUGGCGGCCGGGUCCCCCGCGCCGUCCGUGGGCUGGCUGACGGCCGACGGGCGCCCCGCGCUGCCUCUGGCCGGCGUGCGCCUGCUGCUCACCAACGGCUCGCUGCUCUUCCCGCCGUUCGGCGCCGGCUCCUACCGCCACGACGUGCAUGCCGCCACCUACCGCUGCAUCGCCGCCAACCCGGCCGGCAAGGUCGUCAGCCGCGACGUGCGCGUGCAGGCUGUUGUGCUGCAGCACUUCGACGUGCAGCUUUACUACAACAAAAACGUGUGGCUGGGCAACACGGCUGUGCUGCGCUGCACCAUCCCCAGCUUUGUGCGGGAGUUCAUAUCAGUCAGCUCCUGGCUCAAGGACUCCGCCUUCAACGUUUAUCCCUCUCUCAAAGGGGAUGGGAAGCUACACAUGCUGCCGACGGGCGAGCUGCUGGUGCGGCACGUGGACGACAGCGACCGCUACCGCUGGUACCAGUGCCGCGCCGUCAACAGACUCACCGGCCUCACCACGCUGAGCGCCGGCCGCGCCAAGUUCUCCGUCACCGGUGAGCGCCCUACUUACUCUUCUCUGUGA